Messenger RNA from Tilletiopsis washingtonensis, 929 nucleotides. RefSeq lists its product as hypothetical. The record is from RefSeq and is a predicted model, not a curated record. The transcript has 3 exons. NCBI's taxonomy places the organism in Eukaryota, Fungi, Basidiomycota, Exobasidiomycetes, Entylomatales. Bases 57 to 575 code for a protein of 172 amino acids.
CAUCCUCCUCUCCCACCCAGCACAGCCCACCCCACGCCCACGUCUACGCCGACAUCAUGGCGCCCAUCCCUCCCAUACUCCUGCGUCUCGCAGCGCAGAUGGUCUCACAGCAUCUCGCCCGUCGUCUCGCCGCAUCGCCCGUCUUUCAGUCGGCCGUGCAUCGGCUGCUGCAUGAGGUCGACCACCUGCCCACGCGCAUCGGAGGCGGCAAGGUGCCCGAGUACAGACAUCCGGAUCCGCUGCAGAAGAGCGUGGCGGACCAUGUGCGCGAGGCAAGAGAGGCCGACCCUGGAGAGCCACACGACGAGCCUUCUCCCUUCCCCUCCUCCUCUCGCACUUCCUCCGCCUCUCCACCGCCUCGUGCACCGCCGACUGACGGCGGGCUUCGCGACUCUCGCGGCUCUCUCCGUCCCCGCACACCACGGGACGAAGCAUGGGCACAAGCACAAGCCGCCGAGAAGCAGAAGGAUGAAGCGAGGCUUGAGGACUUUCAAGUGCGCGAGCGCGAGUUGAGCGAGAUCUUGAGAUUGCUUAGGGAGAAGAAGGAACGCGAGGGCGGAGAAGGGAAGCAAUGAGGAGCAGGCGAUGAUCACGCACCGCCAACGGCCCUGCUACUUUCCACCUUCAUUGAGCCUCUAGCGCCGUCGAACUGGGGUGCUCUCUGCCGGACGUCGCCGUCGCCGCCGCCGCCGCUCUUGCGGGCCGCCGCGGCGCACGGCCUUGCCGCAGCCGUGAGUCUGGGCGGCCUUGCUGCCCUUUCUUCCCUCCGCGCGGCGACGGCGGCGGAUGUACUACUAGCCUCUACAUUUGUAUUAUGCACAUCGGUUCACCACUCAGCUGGCGGCGCCGUCGAUCGAAGGCACGUGCGUGCCUGUAGCGGCGGCCUCCAGACCUUCAGGCCAGCUAGAGAAGAGGGCGAGAGAGGAGCU